CGGAACAAAAAUGGCAUCUGCAAAUCAAAUGGAGAAGAUGAAGUUACGUCAGAAUUAUCGGAAUCACUGGCACACUGAUCUUAUCAGAGCCACUGAGACUGAUCCUCUUUAUUGUUGCUUCUCGCUUUGGUGGUGAGUGUUUCUAUUAUGUACUAUGAUUAUGAUUGAUGAUGUUUGAAUUUAUUGCUGAAUACGUAAUUUAUUUGUUAUUAGGAUUGCUUUGUAAAAUAAGAAAAAUGCCAUCAAAUUAGGGUUUUAUGAGCGAAUGUGGUAAUGUAAUAUGAAAAUUGAAGCAUGUUCAGUAUCCUAAUUUGCUGUGGAUUUUAAUGUCACUUCUGCUUUGAGGCCGAUUGAAAUUUUUGACUCAACGUUGGACGUCUAUGUCCCACUAGCAAUGGUUGGAACUAAUAUAAAGUGUCGUUAGAAAUUUCGAGCAUCUUUAUAUCUCAAGCAAAAGGUGUCUUCAAUCAGUAUAUAAGUCUAGUGUUUUUGCUCUAUUGUUCUAUAAGCUAAGUAACUUUUGGAUUUAAGCUGCAGCUGCAAGCUAUUCCUAGUAAUGGUUGGUGGUAGUCUUAUCGAAAUGCCUAUUGUCAGCUUGAAAGUGGAUAAAAAUCUGUCUAGAAAACAGGAAGGUCACUUAGGUCCAAGCAUCCUUUUCAAAUUACUUAACACCUUCCUGCAAAAUUAUAAGUUGCUUAUCGUUCAAUGAUUUAGUUGGUCGCUUAGCAGCAGAUCUGGUGAAAUUACUCUUCCAUAUCCCCUGUUAUCACUAAUCACAGGGAGAUAUACUGCUCAGAAACUUGGACUGUCCACAAAAAUUUCCUUUCUUCUUGUCUGUUUUGUUGGAAAAUCGAGGGAGGAGAAGACACUUUCAGUCGUUCAAAUUCCUUCCAUCUUUCCUAAUUCAUGAAUAAAUACAUGUAUUGUACUAAUACAUGCACAAGGUUUACUUUUCAACAUAUUUCCCCCCACAAAGCGGUACUAUGAAUGUUCGUCUUAUUGAUUGUGAUAUUAUUCAAAAUUGAUUAUUUCUUUACCUUUGAAUGUUAAAGCGCUCCAUGUGCAUCAUAUCUUCUCCGAAAACGAGCUCUGUACAAUGAUAUGUCUAGAUAUAAAUGUUGUGGAGGCUACAUGCCUUGUAGCGGCAGAUGUGGAGAAAGUCGUUGCCCUGAAUUUUGUCUUGGCACAGAGGUUUUUCUUUGCUUUGGAAAUUCUGUUGCUUCAACACGCUUUAUGUUGCAAGAUGAAUUCAAUCUGCAGACAACAAAAUGGAUUCAUGUUUUGCCUACAGCAGUUAGCAUGCAUAUGUAGCAUUAUUGCUUGUCUUGCUGGAAGUGAAGAACUUCAAGAUGCUUCUCAGCUUCUCAACUGUUUGUCUGACUUUGUUUACUUCACGGUUUGUAGCUGUAUGCAGACACAGCACAAGGUUGAAAUGGAUAAAAGAGAUGGAAAAUUUGGACCACGCCCAAUGUCAGUGCCACCUGUGCAACAAAUGUCUCGGUUAGAUCAGCCCGUUCCCCCUGUAGUUGGAUAUCCACCAAUACAGCAACCUCAAGGAUAUCCCCCACAACCCCAUGGUAAUCCACCACCACCACAACAUCCUCAGGGUUAUCCUCCAUCUCAGCAAAACCCUCAGGAGUACCAACCACCUCAGCAACAACCUCAGGAUUAUCCACCACCUCAGCAGCAGCCUCAGGGUUAUCCACCACAACAGCAGCCUCAAGGUUAUCCACCACCACAGCAGACGCCUCAGGGUUACCCACCACCACAGCAGCAGCCUCAGGGUUACCCACCACCACAGCAGCAGCCUCAGGGUUACCCAUCACCACAGCAGCCACCUCAGGGUUACCCACCAGCCAAUUAUCCCCCUCCUGGUGCUGGAGAACCCAAAUCUAAUCAUGUUCAAUGAGUUGAAACUUUCUUUUUUUUGGCAGGAAAAUCCAUUGAUCUCUACUUGAAUUUAGUACAAUACUUUUAGAUUAUUCUUCAUUUCUUAGCUUGUAGAUUAUGGUAAUUCAGAUAAUAAUUGACUUGUGUAAGAGGAUGACUUAUUCUAUGCGGAGUGAUCAUUCAAUAUUAAGAUUUUUCAUGCA
Messenger RNA from Solanum lycopersicum (tomato), 2093 nucleotides. NCBI's taxonomy places the organism in Eukaryota, Viridiplantae, Streptophyta, Magnoliopsida, Solanales, Solanaceae. The record is from RefSeq and is a predicted model, not a curated record.